UCUUCGCUUUGUAGUCAGUGUUUCUCGUGUUUUUUUAGAGUGAAUCCGAAAGUUGGAAACCAAAUAAAGAAAAAAUGAACAAAUUACUGAUCUUGGGAUUCCUUGUCAAUGCUGCAAUGGCGGUACCAACUUCGGAGGUUCUGCAAAACAGAGAGCUCGACUGUUUGGAGCAUGAGAAUGAAUUAUUUAGUUGUAUCUUCGUUAAAGCUGUCACCACAUUGGACAGAGCUGCUAGGUCCAAUGAUAUUCAACUGAUCGAUAGUGUGGUCUUCGUACGAGAUAAACCGAUGGAACGUACCGCGAAGAAUCUUAAGACUGAAUUAGAUGUGAUGAACGAACUACCAAAGGAUACUUCUGAUAGGGCUUUCAAACUCGUCAGCAUGCUCUUCGACUCGGCCAUGUCCUUUAUGAAGAGUCAUAGCUUGAAGAUCAGCAUGCCAGAAGAAUUCAGUUCUCGUGCACUAACCGAAGCUCGUGGCAAAAUCAAGAAAAUCAUCUUGCCUCUGAUUGUCGCAGUUGGCUUAAAAAUUUUCGCACUCGUUCCAAUCCUUUUUGGAGGUUUGGGUCUGCUCGCGUUAAAGGCAUAUUUUGUUGGUAAAAUAGCGCUCCUAUUGGCAGGCAUUCUCUUUUUCCAAAAAAUAUUUGGAAGUGGCAGUAUGGCUAGUAAUAUUUUUGGAAAGUCACCAUCACUUGGUGGCAAUUGGUAUGAGCCAUCUACUCAAGGCUGGCCUUCUGCUGGAGCUGGAGUUCAACAAGGAUAUUAUAGAAGGAGCUUGGACGACACUACUGGAAAAAUCGAUUCUCAUUCUCUUGCCUACUCAGCCUACGAACCCAUUACGAACGAAUCUCAAUAAACAACUUUCCAUUCAAUGAAUUUUCCAUUCGAGAAUAUUGUCGAGAGAUCGCUGGAGUAUGAUCAUAUACAUAUCUCUCAUGAUUUAAGUGGACCUCUUGUAGGUAAUCUCAUCCACCGAUAA
Messenger RNA from Vespa crabro (European hornet), 977 nucleotides. RefSeq lists its product as uncharacterized. The record is from RefSeq and is a predicted model, not a curated record. Lineage: Eukaryota; Metazoa; Arthropoda; Insecta; Hymenoptera; Vespidae. Bases 75 to 854 code for a protein of 259 amino acids. The transcript has 3 exons.